AUGUCUGCGAAUAAUGACACAUGGAAGAGAGAGACCAGGGGGGAUGAACUUGCUGCUAUGAGGCUGCAGAAGCUGGAACAGCAGCGGCAGCUAUUUGAGAAGAAGCAACGACGCAAGCGCCAAGAGCCUCUCAUGGUUCAGGCCAAUCCUGAUGCUUCCUUGCGUCACCUGCGACCGCGGCCAUGGGUGGAGCGCAACCAGGGUGACAGCGGUCUUGGGAACCCUUUUCUCCAGGAGAAUGUGCCAGAGGCCCAUCUGCACUCUGCUGCCCACGGUGUCCUGGGCACCGUGAGCUGUGGAGGAGAUGGCAGCUGCGAGCAUGGCCCCCUUGCGUUGCCGACAGAUGCAGGCAGUUCCGAUUCUGACUUGGAAGAAGUGUCUGUGGAAAAUAUUCCUAUCUUCCCCCUACCUUAUAAGCAUCCUCUGGGAAUUCGACGCAGGGGUUGGCAACCCCGCCAACGACAUGGGGCCAGUGCAGAGGACAAGAGUGAAUCCCAGGAUGUUGGAGAUGAAUACGGGGUACCCAGACCUGGAUCAACCCCUAGAAUGGAUGAUGAUGAUUGGGGAAGCAGAGCCUUGGCAUCCUGCAAGAGGGAAGACCUGGAAGAGAAGGAAGAGGAGUCUGCCGGGACCAUCUCCUUGGUGGCGACUUACAAGGAGGACGAGGAGUUGUCCGAGGCCCCUGAAGGCGAGGGUGAUCUGGGCAACUUCAGUGUGGGAUUCGCAGCCGCUUUGCUACCCCUUGCCCCCGGCCCUCGGCUGGGCGAAGACAUGGAGGCUUAUGUCCUGAGACCCGCGCCGCUGGGACGCGUAGUACAGUGCCGCAUCCAUCGGACCCAGAUCCGAGUGGACAAGAACAACUACCCCUCCUACCACCUCUACCUGGAGUCGGCUGAUGGUGGGAAGCACUUCCUCCUGGCUGGGCGGAAGAGGAAAAGGACCAAAACCUCUAAUUAUCUCAUCUCCCUGGACCCCACAGACAUGGCUCGGGAUGGGAUGAACUUUGUAGGCAAACUCAAAUCCAAUGUCCUAGGUACCAAGUUCACCAUCUAUGACAAUGGGGUAAAUCCCAACCGGAAGAAUUUUAUUCAUGAGACUGCCCAGAUCAGGGAGGAGCUAGGAGUUGUGUGUUAUGAGACCAAUGUUUUAGGAUUCCGGGGGCCUCGGAAAAUGUUUGUGGUCGUUCCACGAAUGAACAGCCAGAAUCAGAGAAUUAGCAUCCAGCCACAAAAUGAACAGGAGUCACUACUGAGUCGCCUCCAAAGAGGGGACAGCCAUGGGUUGCUUUUGCUGCAAAACAAAGCCCCUUUGUGGAACGAAAAUAAUGGCACCUACGUGCUUGAUUUCCAUGGUCGGGUUACUCUGGCCUCGAUAAAGAACUUCCAGAUCAUGCUUCCGGAUGACCCGGACUAUGUGGUCCUCCAGUUUGGUCGCGUGUCUCCAGAUACAUUCACCAUGGAUUUUCGAUAUCCUCUUUGCCCGCUCCAAGCCUUCGCCAUCUGCUUAUCGAGUUUUGAUGGGAAACUGGCAUGUGAGUAA
Messenger RNA from Castor canadensis (American beaver), 1539 nucleotides. It is a transcript of the gene Tulp2, whose product is annotated as TUB like protein 2. Gene Ontology annotation, cellular component: cilium. NCBI's taxonomy places the organism in Eukaryota, Metazoa, Chordata, Mammalia, Rodentia, Castoridae. Gene Ontology annotation, biological process: protein localization to cilium. The record is from RefSeq and is a predicted model, not a curated record.